This is a messenger RNA of Tribolium madens (black flour beetle), 1631 nucleotides long. RefSeq names its product cytoplasmic dynein 1 light intermediate chain 1 (gene Dlic). NCBI's taxonomy places the organism in Eukaryota, Metazoa, Arthropoda, Insecta, Coleoptera, Tenebrionidae. The coding region runs from base 105 to 1532 and encodes 475 amino acids. The record is from RefSeq and is a predicted model, not a curated record. Gene Ontology annotation, molecular function: dynein heavy chain binding. Gene Ontology annotation, biological process: microtubule cytoskeleton organization; microtubule-based movement. The transcript has 7 exons. Gene Ontology annotation, cellular component: centrosome; cytoplasmic dynein complex.
UUUUUAUGACUCAUCGUUUCAAGGCCAUAAACGUCAACUUGUCAAAAAUCAGUUUUCAAUUCAUUGCAAAAACCCGUUAGAAUUUUAAUAAAAAAGUGUCGAAAAUGCCGGAAGAAGUUGCAAAACCGACUGAUGAUAGCAAAAAGAAUUUAUGGUCUCAAAUUUUGAGUGACGUUCAAAACAACGGUAAUCCGAAAUUGCCCUCUUGUAAGCAAGUUUUGGUCCUGGGGGACAAUGAGUGUGGCAAGACCACGAUUGUUGCGAAGUUACAAGGAGUGGAGGACCCCAAAAAGGGGUCUGGGCUGGAGUAUGCUUAUAUCGACGUUAGGGACGAUUACAGAGAUGAUCAGACCCGUCUCAGCGUGUGGGUACUAGACGGCGAUCCGGGGCACACCGACCUCCUCAAAUUUGCCCUAAAUGAAGAGACAUUCCAACAUACCCUCGUCAUUCUCACCGUAACCAUGACAGCUCCUUGGAGCAUCCUCGAGCAGCUACAACACUGGGCAUCUGUCUUAGCCGACCAUCUCGAUAAACUAAAACUCGACGUUGACUUACGCCAAAACCGGCGUCAGCACAUUGUGAAAAUGUGGCAAGAAUAUGUGGAACCGGGGGACGAACUCGACCCGGCUUCCCCUAUGAAACGGAGCUCCAGGACUUUUGGAGAAGGGGAAGACGGCUUGGAGGAGCAAACAUCGUUGCCUGAAGGCACUUUGACCAAUAACUUGGGGUUGGAUAUCGUCGUAGUGGUCACCAAGACUGAUUAUAUUCAGACAUUGGAGAAAGAGCACGAUUAUAGGGAUGAGCAUCUGGAUUUUAUGCAGCAGUGGAUAAGGAAGUUUUGUCUUCAGUAUGGGGCGGCGUUGUUCUAUACGAGCGCAAAAGAAGAUAAGAAUUGUGAUUUGUUGUAUAAAUAUUUGACUCAUCGCAUUUACGGUUUUCCAUUCCGAACACCAGCCCUAGUGGUCGAAAAAGAUGCAGUUUUUAUACCGGCUGGAUGGGAUAAUAUGAAUAAAAUCCGAAUCUUGUACGAGAAUUUGCACACUUGUAAACCUGAUGAUUAUUUCCGGGACAUAAUUGUGCAACCUGCGACCCGGAAGACAAUAAACCGCGAAACCGAGCUUUUGGCCGAAGACGAACAAGCUUUCCUCGCACGCCAACAACAGAUUCUCUUUGCUGGGGGUAACAACCUUCAAGGACCACGUCUUGGUGAAACCCCUAUAAGGUCAUCACCACUAGGAAAAGCAACGGUAAGAACAACUCAAGGCUCCCCAAAGAAGUUGGAUGGGUCCAAGGUCGUCAGCUCGCCAGGUGGGGAAGGGGUGUUGGCGAAUUUCUUUAAUUCGUUGUUGCAUAAGAAAACUGGUUCGAGUCCGGGGAAUUCCUUUGUGAAUAAACCCGGAGGACCGGAAUCGAUGGAUAAGGCGACUAUGCGCUCCGACGCUGCAGCUGAGUUAGACAGAUUGGCCCGCGGGGGGAAGAAGUCUGGGCCUUCAAGUGGAAGCGGAGUCGACUUUAAUGCUUCCGAUUGUUAAUUUAUUUUGUUGUUUUUUUUACACUCUUCUGCGAUAUAAUUUAACUUAACUGUAUUAUUAACUUAUCAAAACUAUAUAAUAAAAUUUUCUUUAAUCAGU